Molecule: messenger RNA, 880 nt
Organism: Carassius carassius (crucian carp)
Lineage: Eukaryota; Metazoa; Chordata; Actinopteri; Cypriniformes; Cyprinidae
Product: serine/threonine-protein kinase pim-3-like
Exons: 2
Coding region: 35-721 (228 amino acids)
Biological process (GO): regulation of mitotic cell cycle; negative regulation of apoptotic process; protein autophosphorylation
Cellular component (GO): cytoplasm
Molecular function (GO): protein serine/threonine kinase activity; ATP binding
Source: RefSeq, a predicted model, not a curated record
AGGUCAGGGUCGGCUGCCGCUGGAGGUGGCGUUGAUGACCCUGGUCAAUUCGGCUCCUGCCUACCCCAACGUCCUGACGCUGCUGGAGUGGUUUGACCGUCCCAGACGCUACACCAUGAUCCUGGAGCGCCCGCUUCCUUGCCAAGAUCUGGAGAGUUUCUGUGAGGAGAACGGACGCCUGGAGGAGAGUCUGGCCAAGAAAGUGCUGCUGCAGCUGAUCACGGCGCUGAAACACUGCGAGAGCCGUGGAGUCCUGCACCGGGACGUCAAACCAGAGAACCUGCUGAUCUCCACAGACUCACAUGACAUCAAGCUGCUGGACUUCGGCUGUGGAGAUCUGCUGAAAGACUCGGCCUACAAACACUUUGCAGGCACUCUUCAGUACGCCCCUCCUGAGUGGUUUCGGCAGCACCGUUAUCAUGCGGGACCGGCUACGGUUUGGUCAGUGGGGGUGACGCUCUACAACAUCCUGUGCAGCUGUUUUCCCUUUAGAGGCGCAUUGAGGGUCACCUCCAAAAGCAGACUGCUCUUUCCUAGAGAGCUGUCGACAGGCAAGAGACAGAAAUCAGGUCCAGAUCCAGGUGAAGCGUGUGGUUUUGUGUUCCUGAACACUGUGUUGUGUGUAACAGAGUGCCGUCAGCUGAUUCGCUGGUGCCUCAGUGCAGCGGCAUCAGAUCGGCCCAGUUUAGACGACAUUGAGCGCCACCCCUGGUUACACUGAGCAGGUGGCCAAUGACACACACUUAUCUGACUCACAGCAGUCAUGGCUGGAUUGUCUUGUUAGGAUCAGACUAGAUAAAUGCUUCUGAUUGUUUGUAUAGGGUGAGCAGGAGUGACACAGGAAGUGCAGAGAACAGCUUCCUGAUCACCUACAGAAAGA